AUGCCCCCUUCCAUUCCAGCUGCCUGCAAAGCAGGCUGUGUCGUCAACCCUGGUCCAUAUUUCAGUGUCGUGGUUGAGGAAGUGGCAGUUCCGGAGCCAGGCCCGGAUGAGCUACUUCUACGAAUGAGCACAACGGGGCUCUGCCAUAGCGACAUCUCUUACAUGAGCACUCCAUUCAUGUCCGCAAAGAUGACCCAGGCUGGUGUGCGGUCACCAGGCCACGAGGGUGUCGGUGUAGUCGUCAAAGUGGGCUCUGCAGUCACUGACUGGAAAAUUGGUGAUCGAGGCGGUGUCAAACCGGUUUGGAGAGUUUGCUUCAAGUGUGAGACUUGCCUGGCUGGGUUCGAGAUGCACUGCGAGAGUUUGAUUCCUACUGGCCUUGGAGUUCCAGGGACAUACCAGGGGUAUAUCACAAGUCCGGCAUCAUAUACCCAAAGGAUUCCGGAUGAGGUGGAUGACUUCACUGCGGCACCGCUCAUGUGCAGUGGCACGACAGUAUACCGAAGUCUGAUUGCAGCUGAACUAAAAACUGAUGACUGGGUGGUGAUAUCUGGUGCCGGUGGUGGUGUCGGCCAUUUCGGUAUACAACUUGCCAAAGUGAUGGGGUUACGUGUCAUUGCAGUCGACAGCGGCGCGGCCAAGAAGUCUCUAUGCCAGGAACUUGGAUCUGAUGCAUUUGUUGAUUUCAAAGAGGUCGAGAGUGUGCCCAAGGAGGUUCUCAAACUCGCUGGGGGCAAAGGAGCUCACGCGAUUCUCGUCGCGUCUGGUUCUGCCCAAGCUUAUCAAACUGCUAUCCAUAUGGUGAGGUUUGGCGGAAAGAUUAUGUGUAUUGGACAUCCUCCGCCAGGCUCGCUUCCAUCGGGACUGGAUCCCAAUUUACUCAUAUUAAAGAGCGCUCGGGCCAUUGGAACUAUGAUUGGAAAUAUGGCAGAUGCCCAGAAAGUACUUGAAUUCGCUGCCCAGGGCCAGCUGAGAGUUGCCUAUGAAAGCUUCCCAAUUAAUCAACUUCCGCAGGCGGUGGCGAAACUUCAUGCUGGCGAAGUUGCGGGAAGGCUUGUGGUUGAUUUUAAUGUCUAG
This is a messenger RNA of Mytilinidion resinicola, 1077 nucleotides long. RefSeq names its product GroES-like protein. Bases 1 to 1077 code for a protein of 358 amino acids. NCBI's taxonomy places the organism in Eukaryota, Fungi, Ascomycota, Dothideomycetes, Mytilinidiales, Mytilinidiaceae. The record is from RefSeq and is a predicted model, not a curated record. The transcript is spliced from 6 exons. Gene Ontology annotation, molecular function: oxidoreductase activity; zinc ion binding.